AUGACGGAAGGUCACCUCGCUAAGUUGCGUUACCUCCUGCGGGCAGAUGAGAUCAUCACUCCGGAUUCUCCGGGUUAUCAGGCAAGUAGCCAGACAUGGGCGGCUCACAAGCACGCAAAGCCCAGCCUGGUGAUUCGACCUACUUCGAUCGAGGCACUAAGCAGGGCUCUUGCCUACCUGUACACCACAGACUUGGAUUUUGCUAUUUACGGCCAGGGUUUCGGUUCCGCCUCGGCCAAGGAUGUGCUGGUGAACACCUCGGCGUUCAAUAACUUUCACUUUGAUGCGCAGGCGGAGGUGGUGACUGUUGGUGCCGGGCAGACCUGGUCAGACGUCUAUCAGAAGCUGGCCGAGGCCGCUCCGGAGUAUGGCGUCGUCGGAGCCCGCACGCCUUGUGUCGGAGUAGCGGGGACUAUCGUCUGCGGAGGCUAUUCGUGGGUGUCCAGUGAGCAUGGCUGCAUCUCUGAUCCAAAUAACAUGCUGGACACCCAGGUCGUCAAGUAUGAUGGGUCCAUAGUAUGGGCAUCCAAAGAGCCACAGUUGCUGUGGGCUCUCCGCGGUGGUGGCGGGGGCUUUGGUGUGAUUACCCAGGUCAAGCUCCGAGUGUUCCCCUAUCCCCAAAAGAUCUGGGCCGGUCCUAUCCUAGUACCCCGCGAACGGCUGCAGGAAGUCGCAGAGGGGAUUGAGAGUUUUCUCUCGAAGCCUGUCGACCCUAAGAUUACCAUGUUCCUGUACGUGGUGAAGGGGCGGCUCCUCGAGUCGAUCGGAACUAACUCAAAUAUGCUGGUCAUUCACGCAUUCGACGCUAACGGAGAGGAGCAUGGCCGGUCCUGCUUCAAGUGGGCAUUGGAAAUCCCAGGCGCAGUUGAUCAAUCCAAGAUUACGACUCUCUCUGGCGUCGCCAAUUUGCAGAAUAAGGCGGGUAUGGUCAAGGGUAGCAUGAAACAGUUCUGGCAGCCGUUGCUGCUCAAGAAUAUCACCAAAGAGCACGUCAUCAAUGCUGUUCAAUGGUUUGAAGGAAUACGGGAGAUUGACGCCGCACUUGGCGACUGCACCUAUCUUAUCUUCGAACUUCUCAGCUCGUGCGAUCCUGUGGGAGGAAUUUCGAGUUGUGCCUGGCCACGAGCCCCUGAGAUGAAGCACAUCUUACUUCUUGGAACCGGAUGCCCUGCAGGGGCCGAUGCCAGCAAAGAGCAUCUGGCUCGGGUUCUUGCCAUCAAGGCACCUGCUCAAGUAUUGGGGACUGAUGCAGAUCUCAACGUUCUGCCGAAUGGACUCGAAAACUACCAUGAUGUGACCAAGAUCUGGGGGGCCCAUGUCACCAAAUUGCAGGACUUGCGUAAGCGAUACGAUCCGCGCCGCAGAUUCAAGGGAGCGCUCAAUGCGCCCGCUCAUUCGAUGUAG
Molecule: messenger RNA, 1404 nt
Organism: Aspergillus homomorphus CBS 101889
Lineage: Eukaryota; Fungi; Ascomycota; Eurotiomycetes; Eurotiales; Aspergillaceae
Product: FAD-binding oxidoreductase
Exons: 6
Coding region: 1-1404 (467 amino acids)
Molecular function (GO): FAD binding
Source: RefSeq, a predicted model, not a curated record